AUGUCGCAGAGUUCAGUCCAGGAGGCUGCCGUUGGCAUCUCUCAUCCCACAAACCGCGCAGUUGUAUUCGACCGUGCAUCUAGCACCCUUGAAGCGAAUCUGCGAAUGCCUUUGCUUCUGCUCUCUGACGACGACGCUGACACCUUUGUUUAUAUCGAAUCGGCUCCUCAGCAGAUAGACGAAGCUACACGUAAUCACUGGGGCUCCUCACUGCAGGCAGAAGCGCUGCCCAUCCCUCACCGUGUACAUAGUCGGAAGCUACUCAGUACCGGAUCAGACGUGUUGAAGGAUCUUUUCCAGCCUCGCAAGCAAGCACGAGCCCGAAAGCGAUAUGGUCUCACACGCGAAAUGCCUCCGGGUGUCAAGUACGCAAUCGAUCUUACCCCGCCAUCCGAAGGUGAUGAGGCCGUCAUAUUCAUGACGGAGCUGUCGUGUCCAAUGGGUGUGAGAAGAUGGUUCGAACUGCAAUCUCUGUGGCAACUACCAGCCAUUUGCGUUGGUGGCCAGGACGAAGUAGAAUGGCUUCCAGUUCCUAGAGUCGAAGUUAAAAGAGAACCCAUAGUUAUCAGCGCAUCUGAUGACAACGAGAAAAUCAAAGACCUUGCUAACAGUGGCGAUAUGAAGAAGAACGAACCUCAGAGAAAAAGUAAUCCACCUCCACCACCAAGGAUUUUGAACUGGAGAGGAAACCUGCCCACUCUACGAGCGGACUCGGACCAAGCACCCUCAGACCCAGCAAAACAACAGCACGAGACCGAGAAUACUAGCACUCAGAGAGACUCGGAAGUUUCAGAAGCUCUGAGAAGAUUCCCUGGUCUUCCUCUCGAUUACUCACCCGCUCGCCAUCGAACCUGUCUAGAGCGUGUUUUGCAUGCUCUCGAAGGGCUCGACCCAAAACUUGAUACUGCACCAAAACUAUGGACCUUCUUUGCUCUGGCAAAGCUUCUACAAGUUGCCACUCAUCCAGACAUUGGUGACCGCAUCCUGGUUUGGUUGUACCAAGGCAAUAAUGCUCUGUUCGUGGAAGUUAAUCCUGAGCUUAGCUAUCAGAUAGCGUGUGGAUUGCAGAACCGCGGUCUUUGUCAAGAUUCGUUUGCCAUUCUUGUGGGUGAAGAGGCCCUGUUGGUUUUAGACUCGUUAGUCAGGGGAAUUGUGCCUAAACAUAGGACUCGCACAAUACACGGACGCACCCGCGAGCCUCUAGAUGACACAGAAGUGCAGCGAGUAGAAUAUGCUAGCAAGAUCUUUCUAGAUCGAGUUCUCGAUGACUUCAUUAAGCUUGCUGGAACCGAGAUGCUAUGGGUGGAACGCCUAGUGAUAAACAACAUCCGAGGAUCACCAAACAUGCCAGCACACCAACCAUUCGUUGACGAACUCAUUGACUUUUGCAAAGGAUAUGUGCGCAGCCACAUAUGCCGAUCCCUGAACCAGCGUCAUGCACGGAGCAGUAGAUUCCAAUUCAACCUGAGAACGGAGACAAAGUACCCGGGGCUAGAUUUCCUUGAUGCACAAUCCCGUAUGCCAAUUUUCUGUCGGGUCUUGACAUCCACCUUUUGGCAAAAUCUCCGAGAGGCCACUUCGCUUACUGAUAUGUAUGUCCCGGAGUGCUUGUCGCUGAAAGAAUUAGCACCAUCGUUGCCUAAUCUGCAGGAUCAAGGAAAAGCCAUUAUUCAAAAGGUCUCACCGCACUCAGUUGACGAAGCCAUUUCUUACUUCCUGUCUGGAGUGAACGAAUAUCCUCAUUACGAAUCAGGGCCAGGCAUCUACUUUGACUUUACAUAUUUUCAAAAUGAUGUUAUGCUCUAUUUGAAGAGUCUGUCGUCCAGAAUGACCAACCCUCCAAACACUGAAUCAUCGCCUACUCCACUCGCCCUUGGUGUCCAGUUUGAGAUGAUCGAUACACUCGUCUGUCUGGAAGAGAAAGAGUUCAGAUUCCUCCCCUUAUGGGCUGGAGGAAACGAUGAUGGUACCGGCGGCGUAUUUGAGGAUCAGGGUGUUCCACUGGUGAAAGACGGCAGUGGAUUUUCGACGGCCGGUCCAUCUGUUCGUCUGGCUAGUGAUGAUAAUGAUUAUGAUACAUUUUCCAUGGACUCCUUUGACACUAUUCAUCCAGAUGACGCCGCCAGUACUAUAGAACGUGCCUCGCACGAAGCUACUGUCAGCCAUGCCACGACUGCGAGUGUUGCAUCGGUGAGUACAUCUGUUUUGGAUUUCGAACUUGUUCAGCCAUUGCGGGAUACAGAUAUCAAGAGCACCACAAACGAUGAUUGUGAUGUUGAAAUGACCAGUGAUGCCGACCAUGGCAGUGAUGAUUUUGAAUUGUUAGAUGAUGACAACGAUGAUACGAUUGAUAUGAUUUCAGACAGGGAAGACAUGUAA
Talaromyces atroroseus is the source of this 2379-nucleotide messenger RNA. RefSeq lists its product as hypothetical. The transcript has a single exon. NCBI's taxonomy places the organism in Eukaryota, Fungi, Ascomycota, Eurotiomycetes, Eurotiales, Trichocomaceae. The record is from RefSeq and is a predicted model, not a curated record. Bases 1 to 2379 code for a protein of 792 amino acids.